Messenger RNA from Suillus discolor, 1048 nucleotides. RefSeq lists its product as uncharacterized. The coding region runs from base 124 to 735 and encodes 203 amino acids. The transcript is spliced from 5 exons. NCBI's taxonomy places the organism in Eukaryota, Fungi, Basidiomycota, Agaricomycetes, Boletales, Suillaceae. The record is from RefSeq and is a predicted model, not a curated record.
UCGACUCCGGCAAUGAAAGUAAAAGUGUUGGGAUGAGGUAAAUUAAUUGACAAACAUUCUUGACAGGAGGAAACGAGAAAUGAUUGAUAGCUCCUUUUGCGAUGAAAGUUCCACCAUCGCACUAUGGUUUGGCACCAGCAUAGAGCUGCUCGCACGAUUCAAGAGCGCGCAUGGUGCCCGGGACAGCAGAAUGCCGUGGCCCGUGGCCGAGUCUGCGCCCUGAGGAGUCCGCAUAUAAAUGAUGUUGCGAUCGCAGGUUUGAAGACCAACUCACUUCUCAUAUUCUCUUUCUUGCCUCCCAACCAACAAAUCUCAUUCAUCAUGGCUAUCACCGGUGUCCUUGUAAACGUCCACGACACUGACCUCGUGUUGGCGACGGCCAAAGACGGCGUGCACGUCAAGGUCCAAGGUCAGGGCAUCAACCAUACCGACAAUCAGAGGUGGAUCGCGAAGUACAAAUACGACAGAACAGCGGACGCGAAUCUGUGGUCGGUCCAGAACAAGGAUACUGGAAAUUACUUGUCGUGGAACUCGAGCAUGCAAGUCAUCAUGAGCGACACUGAGCACUGGUGGAAAUUGGUCUCCGUAGAGGGCAAUAUCGCACUCCAAGUCCCCCACGCGACCAAGGACGGCAGAUAUUAUACUUUGGAGCUUGAAGAUGAUGCAUCGGUCACCCUCAAGAACCAGCAGGGGGAUCCCAUCAGCAGGCAGCUGUGGACUCCUGUGAACGAAUGAGCGUGCGCCUGAAGGAUUUCGUUUCAAGUUGGCUGUCUCGCGAAUGUGUUAGUCUGCGUGCUUGUUGACGAACGUGACAUUCAACUGUCGCGGUGAAUGGGCCGCAGUCCCCUGUUUUUCGUGUCUUCUGUACAAGAAUUAUGCAUUGUUGUCUGCCGCGGCACAUAGCACGCGUGUGGUUGGUUCCGUGAGCGCGAGUAAUUCUCAACCAGCAACGCGCAUGUCUUCGAUAUUCGUGCGUGCCGUGCUUCUGAUAAUUCGAGUGCGGUAUAGUGGGCAUUAACAGGACGAGGCGUGCGCUAGCUCAGAGAAG